UGCAUUAUCAGCAGACUAUACAAACUGGUGGGAGUUGCCAAAAUAUUCCACUUGUUGUAUUUUUGUCUGGAUUUCUUCCCAUAAAAUGUCUCAACUACUGUUACUUGGUAGCAGAGUUGCCGUUGGGUGUUGCCGUUUAACCCGACGCAAUCUCUUACCAAUUAGGGACUCAAAAAGAUUUGAACUGGUGGUGGCCACGUCAACAAAAUGCAACGCAAACUUUGAGGGUAAACAACGUGGGUUUCACGGCCAUGGUGCUGCGGGAGAAGACAGCUCGGACCCCGGUAAAUGGGGAACAUCAUCGGGGUUACUGAUGGCUGGAGCUGCGGCAGUUAUUGGAGGAAUUGGAUUGAGUGCCUUUGUGAACAGUUCCAAGUGUGCCGAGAAAAAAGAGGCUGCACAGUCAGCAGGGAAAGUCAUCAAGGGGCUACCAGAGUACAACCAUGACGAUGUUGAAAAACACAAUUCACCAGAAACUGGAAUCUGGAUGACGUAUAAAAAUGGCGUCUAUGAUGUGACUUCAUUUGUGGCUAAUCAUCCUGGAGGGGACAAAAUCAUGUUGGCUGGAGGUGGCUCUCUUGAACCGUUCUGGGCUCUGUAUGCUGUGCAUCAGAGCGAUGAAACGCUUGCUCUACUGGAAACCUUACGCAUCGGAAACUACAAAGAUGAUGAGAGGAUACAGAAGAAGGACGUAAAUGAUCCAUUUGCCAACGAGCCGUACCGACACCCAGCACUCACUGUCAACUCCAAGAAGCCUUUCAACGCCGAACCCCCACCAGAGCUUCUCAUUGAUAGCUUCAUCACACCCAAUGAGCUCUUCUUUGUCCGUAAUCACCUCCCAGUCCCUGAGUUCGACAAGAAGAACUUCAAGCUCGACGUCGAGGUCCCAGGAAAGAAGACCAUCAAGCUAUCUGUGGAUGAAUUGAAGAAAUACAAGGAGCAUACCAUCACCGGAACCAUGCAGUGUGCUGGAAAUCGCCGCAGUCAAAUGUCCAACUACAAAACCGUCAAAGGUCUGUCUUGGAAGUUUGGAGCGAUCAGCACUGCUGAGUGGACUGGGGUGAUGCUGAGAGAUGUUCUACUCAAGGCGGGUCUAACAGAGGAAGACGAGGCUAAGUUUGCUUAUGUUCAGUUUGAAGGGUUGGAUAAAGACCCCAAUGGUGGCAGCUACGGCUCUUCUAUCCCGUUGUCGGUGGCCAUGAAUCCAUACCGUGACGUCCUCCUGGCCUACAAAAUGAACGGUCAGGACAUCCCAGCCGAUCACGGUCAUCCACUGAGAGUCAUCAUUCCAGGUAACAUAGGAGCACGAAGCGUCAAAUGGCUCUCGAAGGUCAUCGUCAGCGACAAAGAGAGUCCCAGUCACUGGCAGCAGAAAGACUACAAGAGCUUCAAUCCGUCCGUAGAAUUUGGACAGCUCAACUAUGAUACAGCACCGCCCGUUCAAGAGUACCCCGUCCAGUCAGCAAUCUGUUAUCCGAAAGAAGGCAGCAGUGUUGACGUGGACGAGGAGAAAGUAACCGUCAAGGGGUAUGCGUGGAGCGGAGGUGGACGCGGGAUUCUGCGCGUGGAUGUCUCCGUGGAUGGUGGCCAGAAAUGGCAUGUUGCGGAGCUGAAAGAUGCCGGUCAAAAGAUCCAACGCGUCUGGGCCUGGACACAGUGGGAGGCGGAGAUACCCAUUCCAAAGGAUCACAAAGGCAAGUUGGAUAUCUACUGCAAGGCUAUUGAUUCGUCUCAUAACGUACAGCCAGAUACAAUGAAGGGAAUCUGGAAUGUCCGGGGACUGAUGAAUACGGCUUGGCAUCGUGUCAAUGUUAAGGUUGUCGAAGAAGAAUAAACAGGUAUAGGUGGUUGAUUUGAUUUGAUUUGAUUUGAUUUGAAUUGAACUUAUUUUGAUAAAAACCUGUCAAAAACACAUACACAACAAGGGGAGGAAAGAUGAUGAAGUAAGAUAAACUGAUUUAGAACAUGAGAUAAAUAUAUGGCUCAAAAAUAAGGACACCCCAAUAAAACCAAUAUUUCCAUUGGGUUCUUUAAAAUGCAAUGAUCCUUAGAUUUAUGUUAAGAAGUAUUCAGUUCUUUCAGAGAAUCAAUAUUCUCAAUCAGCCCUGAUGCCUCACGGAGGCAACGAAUGGUGAUUGCCUUCAUGUCCGCUGGUCAUUGCCUUGGUGCCAGCGGCGUAACUAGACAUUUUCAUUUGGUGGGGCAAGUGGGGGCAAAGAUUAAAUUUGGGGGGGGGGGGGCCAAAGAAGUGCAAGAUUAUUAUUAAAUAUGUUAACUGAUAUAUAGUUGAUACACACCAAUGCAGUUCUAAAACAGUCUACAUAGUCAGCAGGUAACAAAAGAUUGCGAAAACAACAAAAUCUUAGAGAACAUGUCAUUUUGUAUAAGAUAAAACUUUUUUAAAUUACCAACUGUGAUCACCAAGUACCAAUUUAGAGUUGUACACGGCAUUCUCAAAUAGGCUCAGUGGGUGUGUAAAUACCCAAAACAUAAUAAUAUUAGGCCAAGUAAAAAUAGAAAAACAGAAAUUUUUAGCGUCCCCACCGGUCCCCACCCGCCUUUUUACAGGACACCUCCUUUUUUUUCUUAGGUUUUUUUUAUGCACAUUUUUUUUUGAAAAAGGGUUAUUU
Messenger RNA from Asterias rubens (European starfish), 2630 nucleotides. RefSeq names its product sulfite oxidase-like. The transcript is spliced from 4 exons. Gene Ontology annotation, cellular component: mitochondrion. Bases 86 to 1834 code for a protein of 582 amino acids. Gene Ontology annotation, molecular function: molybdenum ion binding; oxidoreductase activity; heme binding. The record is from RefSeq and is a predicted model, not a curated record. NCBI's taxonomy places the organism in Eukaryota, Metazoa, Echinodermata, Asteroidea, Forcipulatida, Asteriidae.